Molecule: messenger RNA, 1669 nt
Organism: Bubalus bubalis (water buffalo)
Lineage: Eukaryota; Metazoa; Chordata; Mammalia; Artiodactyla; Bovidae
Gene: C2H2orf66
Product: chromosome 2 C2orf66 homolog
Exons: 5
Coding region: 204-503 (99 amino acids)
Source: RefSeq, a predicted model, not a curated record
ACGUCAGUGACUCCCACCUGCAACUGAUCUGCUGGUUAUAAGUAGCCAUGAAUUGCCUUGCAGAUUGCAGGCAGUGUAGCCAACCAGGGCCAGGCAAAACCAAACUCCUGACUCCUUUAAGCUAAUCAGCUGGUUCUGGGGGGACCUCAUUAGCAAAUGAAUGUGGAAAAAAAGAAGACUGCAAAAUUCAGCUCCCUUCCACCAUGCCCAAAGCAUUCCUGCUGCUGGCUGGUGCCCUGGUGCUACCUGGGCUUGUGCAAGGAGUCAUGCUGAGAAAUGAAGAAAAAUGGAAGCCCCUCAACAUUCCUAGAAACCGAGAUCUGUUUUUUAGAACUCUUCAGGCAUAUUUUAAACGAAGAGGUCUUGACCUUGGGAGGUUUUCAGAUACUUUCUCCAUGAACGAGAAUCCCAGGCCUCUCUCUUUCCAGUCAGAACUUAUUGCUUCUGCAUUUGCAGAUUAUGAACAACAGAAAAACUCCCUCUCCAAUUACCUCAAAGGCUGACUGUUUCCUCUGAGUGCAGAAGUCUGGUGGUUUUAAAACUACAGAUGAAGCUUCUCACUAGAAAAAUUCAGUCUUGAUCAUGGCUAAGUUUUUGUGUGUGUUUCCCUCUCCACUUUUAUCAGUCUGUUAUGAUUUUAUUCUGUAUUUCCAGAUUUACAUGUAAAUAGUUUGAGCUUUGGGACAUAUGUGACUUAUGUGCAUGGUUUUUUUCCCACUCAAUAAUCAUAGAUAUCAAUAUAGCACUGCAUAUAUUUGCAAGGGUUACAAAAACACCAUAAAGUCAAAGGAAAUUCCUUUCAGCUGUGUUCUAUGUUUCUUUUUUAUCAUCAGUGUUUUUAUUUGAAAGGGACAUUGAUCAUUUUUACUUUAGUUAAUUAUCUGUAACAGGAAUUUGGGUUUAAAAUGUAUCUUUUUCCUACAAAGAAUAUACAUUUCUAUUAAAAGACCACACAGUCUUAGUUUCAUAUCAAGAGAGAGUAAGUAAUGAAUAUCCACAAUUAAGUUGAAAUGGAAGACAAAGAAACAUGGGAUUUUAGGAGUUGCUCAGGCCUCUGGGAGAUGUUCUCUGCCAUGAUGUUCAGAGGUGUACAUUGUGCUAUAGCAGAUAUCUUGGUUUAGUCUCUUAAGUCGUUUCUGACCUGCAACCCCAUGGACUGUAGCCUGCCAGGCUUCUUUGUCCAUGCGAUUCUCCAAGCAAGAGUACUGGAGUCGGUUGCCAUUUCCUUCUCCAGGGGAUCUUCCCAACCCAGGAAUCGAACCCAGAUAUCCUGCAUUGCAGGUAGAUUCUUUACCAACUGAGCUACAAGGGAAACCCCACAACAGAUAUCUUAGGAACCUACAACCAUAGGAAGGGAGGGUAGAUACAGGCAGAUUUCCCUUCUUUCAUAACCAGUGCUCUUCCUCCACCAGCCCUCCCCAACUCAGGCUGAAUUGGUCUGAUUCUCAUAUUCUUAUUUGUAACAGCUACUUUUCUUUAUGAAGGGCUGUAUCAUUUUUUCUGAUUUCUGCAAAAAAAAAAACAAAAAACAAAAACAAAAACUAUACAUCGUGCCAGAAGCAAACAUUGUAAUCCUAAUGACACUAGUCUGUACAUUCCAAAGUAGUUUUAUGUGGCUUUUUUUGGUGGAUGAUUGAAUAUGAAUAAUAAAAUAUGCAAGAACAGGUUA